Molecule: messenger RNA, 1331 nt
Organism: Colletes gigas
Lineage: Eukaryota; Metazoa; Arthropoda; Insecta; Hymenoptera; Colletidae
Exons: 1
Coding region: 648-1226 (192 amino acids)
Biological process (GO): protein import into mitochondrial matrix; protein folding; protein stabilization
Cellular component (GO): mitochondrion
Molecular function (GO): zinc ion binding; protein-folding chaperone binding
Source: RefSeq, a predicted model, not a curated record
GGGUGCGUCCACGUGUGUUCAUUGAUCAGUGUAUCCAUACAAAUCGAUCAAUUCUUCAGUAUGAUGGAAACAACUUAUGAUGUAAUUUUUCAUAGAAAUAAAACUACUAUAAUUUUUAUGAAAUCUUACUUCGGUGCAGUUAUUCGUGACACGGAUUCGUGCUGCACAAACAAGGGAAUAUCGCAAAUUUUGCACAAAUGUUCAUUGGUCUAAUUCAGUUAUUUUGCUGAAGGCAUGUAAAUUAGCAGGAAAAAUGCUUGGAAAAUAUAUUUCUCUUAAUCGGAAAGUUUUUAUAACUAAAUUCAAAUGUAGUUUAAUCCUUGCGUUAAUAUUUUGUAGCGUACCCUUUUUGUUUUAUCGCUUAGAAAAGUAAGAAUUUAGAUCUGGUGACUACGGUGUUAUGACUUUACAGACGGUAUAUAUAGCAGUUAAAGGUUAGACAAAAUGGCGUCGGAGUACUUGUGAACUCGCCUUCAUGCAUAGUUGAAUAUAAACUUCUUCGAUCUCCGUCUGUCAGAGACAUGUUUGUGGAAAAAUCUUGUUUGUAUCAACAUACACGUGUACUCGAAGAGUCCAAUAUUUACGUUUUUAUUUAAAAAAUGAGUGACGUGUAACCAAAGAAUAAGUAAGAAAAGAAGACAGUCGUCAUGUUUCCGUUGCGACAGAUAUUCCGACUUGGCACGCGACUGACUCUUACGAGAGAGCCUUCCAACUUGCAUCAGUUCUCGUUGAUUGCACAAAAAGAAUUCAAUAAUGGUCAGGAAAAAAUGUUCGUUCGUACGAAAACGAAUCUCUGUGAAUCACCGCAAGAGGACAAAAAAGAACUUGUCGAGAAACAGGUGCUUGGCAAGGUCGUAGCAAAACUGAAAUUGAUGUUCACGUGUAAACGUUGCAAUUUUAGAAAUAGUAAAACCAUAUCGAAAGUAGCUUACGAAAAAGGAGUAGUUAUAAUACGAUGCGAUGGUUGUAAAAAUAAUCAUUUAAUCGCGGAUAAUCUUGGAUGGUUCGCGGAGAUGCAGAAGGUUAGGAACAUCGAGAAACUUUUGGCGGCAAAAGGCGAGACUGUUCGAAAGAUACAGAACGAUGUUGACGGAUAUCUCGAGGUAGUUGCCAAAGAGGAAUUUUAUACUUUACAGCAUAAUAUGAACAGAGAACGUUUAAUCGAAGAGCAAAAGAACGAGAUAAGUAUUUCGAAUAAAAAACCUGAAACUUCGGAGGAUACGUAGGAAAGAAAAUAUUUGAACAAAUAUAAAUAGUUUUGAAUUUAUUGUAUACCACUUAUGGUCUCAUUACGUACAACUUACAAGUAUAUGCGUAAAAAAUAAUAUCGG